Messenger RNA from Cryptomeria japonica (Japanese cedar), 588 nucleotides. Its product is annotated as cellulose synthase-like protein B4. Gene Ontology annotation, biological process: cellulose biosynthetic process; plant-type primary cell wall biogenesis. The record is from RefSeq and is a predicted model, not a curated record. The coding region runs from base 1 to 567 and encodes 188 amino acids. Gene Ontology annotation, cellular component: trans-Golgi network; plasma membrane. NCBI's taxonomy places the organism in Eukaryota, Viridiplantae, Streptophyta, Pinopsida, Cupressales, Cupressaceae. Gene Ontology annotation, molecular function: mannan synthase activity; cellulose synthase (UDP-forming) activity. The transcript has 2 exons.
AUGGAGACGAAUGCCUGCAGUUCUGGUCCUCUGUUUGAGAAAAUCAUAAAGAAAUCAAAUCUUUAUAGAGCUUAUGUAUGCCUUCACUUCUUGCUUUUACUAUGUUUUCUAUCCUAUCGCUUACUGAAUCCUUUUCAUGAAUCUUUUGGGCUUUGGAUAGUAGCUUUUACAUGUGAGCUUUGGUUUGCUUUCAUGUGGACACUCCUUCACAACAUGGCAUGGAAGUUUGUUGAGUAUAAAACAUAUCCAGAGAGACUUGCAGAAAGAUAUAGUGGAGAAUCUGUUUCCAAGCUUCCUGCUGUGGAUGUAAUCAUCACUACAACAGAUCCCUUCAAGGAGCCUGCAUUAAUAACUGCCAAUGAAGUUCUUUCUGUUCUUGCACUUGAUUAUCCAGUUGAAAAAUUUGCUUGUUAUAUCUCAGAUGAUGGUUCCUCUCCCAUCACUUUCUAUUCUCUGGUAGAAACUUUGAGCUUUGCCAGAAAAUGGGUGCCCUUCUGCAGAAAGUUCAAACUACAGACCAGAGCCCCCUUUAUGUACUUCUCCAAAGAAAAAGAGUCCUCAUCCUGAUUUUGUCCGAGAAUGGCAAGC